This is a messenger RNA of Mesocricetus auratus (golden hamster), 1421 nucleotides long. It is a transcript of the gene Thoc6, whose product is annotated as THO complex 6. Gene Ontology annotation, cellular component: transcription export complex; THO complex. NCBI's taxonomy places the organism in Eukaryota, Metazoa, Chordata, Mammalia, Rodentia, Cricetidae. The coding region runs from base 280 to 1233 and encodes 317 amino acids. The record is from RefSeq and is a predicted model, not a curated record. The transcript is spliced from 14 exons. Gene Ontology annotation, molecular function: protein binding. Gene Ontology annotation, biological process: mRNA export from nucleus.
UACCAGGUACUGGGGCGCAACGAGAAGAGCCACUCUCACGCACGUAGGAAGUCGAGAGGUUGUGUCGCGCCUAGAGCCCUCUGGGACUUGUAGUUCUGAAGAUGGAUCACGCCGCACCGUCGCCCGUGCCUCUGGGUCAGUGUUUUGAGACAGGGUCAACACAUUUCAGGCUGGCCUGGAGUUUGUCAUGGAGUGGGGGAUGUCCUCCUGCCUGCACCUCCUGAGUGCUGAAAUCACAGGCCACAGGCCGAGGUUUCUCAGGCCCUGCAGCGCCUGCACAUGACCAUCUUUUCCCAGAGUGUCUCUCCCUGCGGGAAGUUUCUGGCAGCUGGCAACAAUUACGGGCGGAUCGCCAUCUUCAGUUUGUCUGCUGCCUUGAGUUCAGAGGCCAAAGAAGAAAGCAAGAAACCCAUGGUGACCUUCCAUGCCCAUGACGGGCCUGUCUACAGCAUGGUCUCCACAGAUCGGCAUCUGCUCAGUGCUGGGGAUGGCGAAGUGAAGGGCUGGCUUUGGGCAGAGAUCCUCAAGAAGGGCUGUAAGGAACUGUGGCGUCGCCAGCCUCCAUACAGGACCAGCCUGGAAGUACCUGAAAUCAAUGCCUUGCUGCUUGUCCCCAAGGAGAAUUCACUCAUUCUAGCUGGGGGAGAUUGUCAGCUGCACACUAUGGACCUGGAAACUGGGACCUUCACACGGGCCCUCCGCGGCCACACAGACUAUAUCCAUUGCCUGGCACUGAGGGAUCGCAGUCCUGAGGUGCUGUCCGGUGGUGAGGAUGGAGCUGUACGGCUUUGGGAUCUCCGUAUAGCCAAAGAGGUUCAGACUAUCGAAGUCUAUAAGCAUGAGGAGUGCUCACGGCCCCACAAUGGGCGCUGGAUUGGAUGUUUGGCUACUGACUCAGACUGGAUGGUCUGUGGAGGGGGCCCAGCCCUCACCCUCUGGCACCUCAGGUCUUCCACGCCCACUACUGUCUUUCCCAUUCGGGCACCUCAGAAGCAUGUCACCUUCUACCAGGACCUGAUCCUGUCUGCUGGUCAGGGCUGUUGUGUCAACCACUGGCAGCUGAGUGGGGAGCUUAAGGCCCAGGUGCCUGGUUCCUCCCCAGGGCUGCUUAGCCUAAGCCUCAACCAGCAGCCAGCAGCCCCCGAGUGCAAGGUUCUGACUGCUUCUGGCAACAGCUGUCGAGUGGACGUCUUCACCAACCUGGGCUACCGAGCUUUCUCCAUGUCCUUCUGACACCUUGACCCUCCAUCUCACGAUGGGCUUAUACUUUAGCCCAGGCUGGCCCAGAACUCACUUUGUGGCUCAGCGUGGUCUCAAACUCUGAGCACUCCUCCUAUCUGUUGCCAGAGUGCUGAGAUUUAGACCUGUGAGCCACUACAUUCAGCUUUAUUUUUCUUGUCAAAAUAAAGUUUUAUGUUUUU